GAUUGCUAAAAUUUUAAAAGAAAAAUUUUAAUACUUUUAUGGUGAAUUCGUUAUUUACAUUUAAGUUACAUCAAGAAAUACGGAUGCGAAAGCUUGAACCACAUGAGAAUUUCAACCCUUUGUUUUGAUUGGAAGUGUUCUAUUUUGUGAUGGGUAGCUCUUCUAGUAAAUUUCGCCGCUAUCUACAAAAUGGUGAUGAAUAUGCUGCUCUUCAAGUAUUCCAGAAUUCAUUAGAAUUACAACAAAGUUUGGAUCCUAAUUCAUCUUAUGGUGAUCCUUUGAAGCAUAAUACACCUCUUCAUUUGGCAGCAAAACAUGCAAUGAAACCUCUACUAAGGAUUUUCUUGACUGAACUAAAAGGCAAUCCUAACAAGCAGAAUGCAGUAGGUGAAACGCCAUUACAUUUAGUAUGUCAGGGCGACUUAACCAGAAAUAUGGUAAAUCAAGAAAGACGGGCCUUAUGUCUGAAUCUUAUUUUACAGUGGAGAAGUUCUGAUAAUGAGGAAAAAGUUAAUCUGACAUCCUUAGAUUCU
This is a messenger RNA of Stegodyphus dumicola, 533 nucleotides long. Its product is annotated as ankyrin repeat and IBR domain-containing protein 1-like. Gene Ontology annotation, molecular function: ubiquitin-protein transferase activity; zinc ion binding; protein binding. Gene Ontology annotation, biological process: protein ubiquitination. NCBI's taxonomy places the organism in Eukaryota, Metazoa, Arthropoda, Arachnida, Araneae, Eresidae. The record is from RefSeq and is a predicted model, not a curated record.